This is a messenger RNA of Miscanthus lutarioriparius, 1455 nucleotides long. The record is from the annotation of a GenBank genome assembly. Lineage: Eukaryota; Viridiplantae; Streptophyta; Magnoliopsida; Poales; Poaceae.
AUGGACACCGCGCUCUGCGACGACCUGCUGCUGGAGGUAUUCGGCCUUCUCCCGCCCUCCGCCGCGCCGGCCGUGUCCCUCGUCUCCCGCCGCUGGCUCACGCUUCUCAGGGCCGCGACGUCGUCCCUCGCCCUCCGCCUUCCUGCGUCCUCGGCGGCGACCUUCGCCGUCCUGCUGUCGCACUACCCCUUCCUCACCGCCCUGACCGUGGUCUCCGCUGGUACGCCGGUCCACGACGCUGACGCCGUGCUGCUCGCUAUCGCGGCCGCGCCGGCCGCCUCCCGGCUCUCCACGCUGCGGCUCUUGCCCGAUUGGGCGGUCUCCCCCGCCGCGCUGCUCGCCGCCUGCCCUGCGCUCUCCGGUCUGACGUCGCUCCACCUCACCGCUGUUCGCCCCCUGUCUUUCCGCUGGCUCAAGCUGUUGCCGCGCCUCAAGUCGUUCGCCCUCGUCAACUCCGCCGCCAGCGUUGACUCCGCGGGCUCGAGCUCGGAUGACGGCGGCGGCGAGGCCGAGGCCGUAGGGGCAUUGCCGCUGGAGAAGCUGUCGCUUUGCGGCAUCCGCUCUGGCGACCGCGGGCUUGGAUGGCUGUGGCGGCGGUGCGGGAGCCUCAAGUGGCUGCAGCUGCGCGCCUGCGACGGCACCGGGGACGGGCCCGCGUCGCUGGCCUUCGCGGAUUGCCUCGCUGGCUUACUCGCGCUGGAGCUUCGUGCUUGCCGUGCUGUCGCCGACCGUGUACUCCUCCUUGCAGCCGACCAUUGCCGCACGCUGACAUCCCUCCUGGUUUAUGACGGCGGCAGCAGCGAGGCCCUUCACCGGUUCAUCCAGCAGCGUGCUGUUGGUCUGCAUACCUUGGACCUUCGCCUCCCGCUCGACCUGCACAAUGAUCAUCUCCUUGCCAUUGGAGCUGGCUCAGUUCACCACGGUCAGGAUGCUACACAUGGCCUAGCUGCACUUCGCCUCCAGAGCUGCGUCCUUAUCACAGGGGAUGGCCUCCGGUCCCUGGCACGAACAGCCACCGGAGCCGGCAUAGAAGAGCUUGCCCUUGUGAGUUGCGACGUGGUGGAGCGGGAGCCCGGGUUGCUGACAUUCCUCAGUCAGAGCAUGCCACGACUCCGUCGACUUAAUUUGUCUUACAAUGAGACACUGAAUGACAAGGUGAUCGGCGCCAUGCUGUCAUCCUGCCGGAAUCUGACUGAGAUCAGACUCGGGGGGUGCCGGGGCUUGACGGGCGGCUCGCUGGUCUCGUUGCUCAGGCACUGUGGGCAGUCACUGGAGAUCCUUGACAUCUCCCGCUGUCCUGGCAUUGCUGUAGGUAAUGUUGAACUCUUUGCCCAGCGCGCCACUCGGUUGAAUCAUAUGAUCAUCGAGGAGAGCGCGAUGUCCGAGGAAUUGAAGGCCAUCGCUCAGAAGAAAGGCCUGAAGGUUGGCUCAUUGCUCUGCGAAGGACCAUUCUGA